Spirometra erinaceieuropaei is the source of this 16671-nucleotide messenger RNA. The record is from the annotation of a GenBank genome assembly. Lineage: Eukaryota; Metazoa; Platyhelminthes; Cestoda; Diphyllobothriidea; Diphyllobothriidae.
AUGUUCCCCCGGCGUGGUGACGCCGUUUGUACUUCGCGACGAUGUGAGCUGCGCCACCUGGCUGCGUGGGCGGAGCGCGUGAUAACACGCAGGCAAAUCGAUGUGUCUGUUGAUAGAGUUGGUGUCCGACACCCACGCCUCCAACAGCUCUCGCCCUGUCUUGUUGCCGGCUCGCGCCAAUAUCCGCGUGUUGGCGAAGUCGAACUCAUGCCCUUCCUCGAGCGUGUGAGUGGCUACUUGAAACAGUGUGUCGCCUCUCCGAACGGCCCGUUUGUGCUCAAGUAUUCGUGAGCUGAGACGUCGUCCUGUCUGGCCUGUGUAAUGGCAAGGACAGUUUUGGCACGGGAUUCGAUAGACUACGCCCGACUGUUCACCUGCGUUCAGCCGAUCCUUCAUUUUCAUGAUACUGCUACGCAUGAUGGCCGGCGGAUGAUGAGCGAUGCCCAUGCCAAGCUCUGACGCGAUGCGUUCUGUAGCGUCGGACACAUUCUUUAUGUACGGUAGGGAGUGCCAAAUUGUUGGUGUCGCUCUUUCGUUUGUCCGGCUUGGGUGUGCGCGUAUGCAGCGACUGAUAAAACUAUUUGGGUAGCCACUCUUUGUUAAUUGGUCCCGGAGAUGCCGUAGUUCUUGCGUCCUUCCUUUGGGCUCGCUAAAGUGCGUUUUUACCCGGUCAUAAAUCGCCCUCACACAGCCCCGUUUGUGUACCAAUGGGUGGUUGCUCCGCCCACGCAGCCAGGUGGCUCAGCUCACACCGUCGCAAAGUACGAACGGCAUCUCCACGCCGGGAGAACAUCGUGGACCAGGCGACACAAACCCUACCUAGCCACGGUCGUACUCCCUCUCCCCUCCCCCCCGGCAAGGAUGAACGAUAUAAAUGUUCACAAUUUGCUGCACUCGAGUAGCCUCUGAUGAUGAACUCUAGUUCGAGUUCGAAAGCUCAGGCAAAUAAACCUACUGCCCCAGUGAUCGUGCCUUCGCCUGCGCAUAUUCUCUUUCAUUCCUAAUACGGUAAAUGCUGCGCACUUUAUAUACAAUAUUUUGCUCAAAAGUUCGUGACCGCGAAGCGACUCCAAAACAAGAACUAAAAUCAAGUUUUUAUCCGGUUGCGUUUUUGAUUUAUCAGCGCUGUAAUCAUACAUAGACGUAAAUUUCUUUUUUCAGGCCUGAUUUAGAAAAAAACAACUACUGCCUUUAGGUCUUGGCGUAUGGUCUACGCCUCAGUACCACCGGAUUAACAAAACGCUUAAUGGUCCUGUCUGGUUUUACGGUUUCCUCCUGCUAUCCAGGCCUCAUCCACACUUGGGGCAAGUUGCGCCUGACUGCUUUUGCAGCCACGUGAGAGCACCCAAUUACCCGAUUUGCCGACGUUGUUUACUUGUCGAGAAAGCGGUCUUUUUUUCCUGGGACUGGACAAUUCACGCCGUAAACUAGUGCAACCAGUUGCAUAGUGUCUGAGAGGUAAAACUGGCCAGAAAUAAGUACUUCCUGUUAAGCGACUGACAAUCGUUAUUUAACCAGAAGCCAGUGAAGAGAACGGAUCCAGAUUGCGUUUUAGGCAAAUGCAGGUGGUCGUCCUGUCGAAGACAGCGAGUAUUCUGAGAUGUAGUUCCAAGCGUAAAGAGUUACUCAGGUGCAGUUGAAAAAAGAAAUAUUUGCCAGCAUGUUGUCUGGAUAUUUUAGUUACAACUGGACGCGAAAUUUUGGAUUAGUCCGUUUUCCGGCUGUCUGAAAAACCCAAAGCCUUGUAAAGAGUUACUAUAUGACUAGUUGAAUUUUUUACAUGAAAUUUUGUCAUCAUUGCGGACUAUAAGUAAUAUGCAUAAACGCAGAAAUGCGAUGCUGUGUGCAUAGAAACUUUCUCAGUAGACAUUGCUGUUCUCUAUCAGUAGAGGUUGAUCUCCGUUAUGUUGCUGUAUGAAUUUAUUACGUACUUUCCUGGGGAUUUACGCGGAAUGGUUCUGCCAAAAGUCCAGGCUAAUGCAGGGCUAUCCGUCACCCUUCAGAGCCUAAAGGUUUGGAAGCGUGUGAUAUGCCAGGAUCGGCAAGCCACGGCCCUCGCACUCUGGUAUGCGCUGGCAGGUCUCCGAAGCCUGGUUCCGUGGCGGUAGAUACGCUCGCGUUUCCGCUGGGUGUGCAGGUCGUGAGCGUGGCUGCCCACUCAUCCUCGUCCUUCUGACCCCUGUUGUGGUUUUGUUAUUGCUAGUUCAACUCCUGGUCAUUUGCUGUGUGGGCUAGGGGGUGUGGGGCGGAUCGCCAGGGAACGGGCUCGACCAUGCCAUCGACCUGCGCUCUCCCCGCCUCCGGUUUACUUGACUCUGCCUUGGGAUUGAGCCUACGUGGGCAGUUGGGAAGAGAGAGUGCCGUAGAUNGAGCUGGGGAGCCAGUCUCGGAAAGUUACGCAUUAAAUUUUUUUUGUUUCCAAAGAACCUUUCUCAUUUUUUAAUUACAUUUCUUUGGGACGCCCGUUUUCUGUAUGCAUAUGUAUACAAUUUUACUUCAACAAAAUCGAACACUCUUAAACGAAUUAAGAAAUAUACGGGUAAGUUAAGGUGUGCAUAUCAUGUUUUUUGUAAAUUAAGUCACAAGAUAUUCGUUUUCGCAAAGUAAGAUUUGGACCUGGUUUCCUAAAAAGCCUAUAUAAAUCUUCUUCCUUUAAAUCUUAUUAGAGAAUUCACACAACCGCAGAAGUAACCUUUUAAAACAGACGCACAGCUCUUCAAUCGACGAUGUAUGAUGCAGUCAAGUUUGUACCUUAGAUCACUCACCUGAGGUAUGGUUAGUUGCUUUCAAAGUGGCGUCUAUAAUUGCUAUCGUUUUUUACAACUGAAAUCAUUACAAAUAACCGAUCCUAAAUUAGUUGGCUCAAAGAGUGUAUGCUAAGUAAUUUUGGUAAAUUUAACAGUUCUCUUGUCAAAGGCCAAAGGUAGUCUGCGCUUUAAACAUCCAGCGCGUACCUGCGGAUGCGUCCAAUGCCGUUUCAGUUUCAGGUUAUUUGAGGCGAACAUAGGUAUUGAGACCCUGAACUCCAUAUUUGUUGCAAGGAAGCGAAUUGUUAACAGUGCGUGCAGUCAAUUUACUCAUCGAUGACUUUUUACUGUAAUGUGCUCUCAAGAUGAAUAGCUCAUAUGCCACAAAUUGUCAAAAAUAUCAGGGAAUUUAAACAUCCCGUCAGUUACACUGUAGAAGAUUGUCAGCCGGAAAAAGUCCAGAACACUUUUUGUUAAAAAGGAAGAUGCGUUAUGCGUGUUGCUACCGGGACGCGCACAACCUUAGUUUUUCUAUUCUCCAAAUACCAGCUUAACUUCAUCCCAGGAGCAGAACAGCUAAUUCCGAACGGGGGGGGGUUUACGUUCGUCUAAGGAGUAGCACAGUACGUAAAUUAAAAACAACAUUUCCAGUCUACCAGAAGGCGUUUACUAUCAGGCAGAUGGGCCUGAAUGAUUUAUUAUGUCGCGUAGCUUUCCGCCUUUCCAUUUGGACAAAUUUGGACGGAAGGCGGGCGUGAGCUCUGUGAGUAACGGACGGGUCAACAAGACCGAUUGGAUUCAUUUUUUUAUUUUUAUUAGAUGACAGCUUUGUUAUUAUUAAGACUGGAUGCGACAAGGACAGAGGUCAGGGAGCGCAGAGGUUGUAAGCGAAUAAUUACUUCUUGAUACAAAUUCACGCCACCCCCAACAACGGGUGGCUAUCGGUGAAGAAAAAUUCGUGGGGUCGUCGGACCUGUGAGGCGUCGGCAAGCGAUUGGUAGAUAAACGGCCUGGACACUUGAAUGAAACAUUAUUCUUAACUUGCUGUUAAGCCAAUUUUUGAAUUAGUACUCAUGCGUGAAAAUGCGGUUUGAAAAAACGUCAUAAAGCAUAGCAUCAUAGUUAGAGUUUAGGAUUAAUCAUGAUCUGUCGGUUAUGAUUCCUACAAAAGUAUAACGAUCCCGCCUGUCAUCCACAUCGGCCACGGGUGAAGUAAAAUCUUCCCAGUGACUUUAACUACAUUAGUUGAAUUAUAUGAAACGAAUAAUGAUUUUUGCCUCAAAAUUACUCGGGAAUCGAAAACAUUUGAAAACCUAAUAAUAACCUUCCUUGGAGUAUAAAAUUGGACGAAAACGUAAAUGUCUAUCAAAUGAGCGGAAGAAGGAAUAUUUCUAUGCGUGCUUUGUAUGCAAGAUAUUAAGACUCUAAGAGGCACCGAAAAUCAAUGGAAAAAUACACGCUGCUUAAGUAGUCAUUUUUGACGUAGUAUAGUUUUUGCAUGCAGCCGAAAGGACGUUUUUUCGAUUGCCGACAUCCCUUAGUAACUGAAUUAUUAUAGAUUUAUACUGCACACUGAUUAGUUUUUACACCCCUAUAAUAUAAUUUUUUUCGAAACGAAAACGCAGUUUAAAAUGUCGGCUGGCAUUUCAUGAGUUAGCCCACCAACUGUAAUUAUUGCCUCGUUGUAGCCAAACUGUCUCAGUCAAAGCUCCUGGCUUUUUCAGUAAAUCGCCAAGUGCUUUGCAUCAUACGGUGGGCGACUGAACAACCUGCAAUAACUACAACGAUUCUUGCUCAGAAAAUGCGAUUAACGGACAAAUCGUUCAUAUUAUUCAAUAUUUUUUCCAGACAGACAUUGGUCACGCAAAACAUUUGAGUAAUACGUGUGUAGAACAAUACUUUCCCCCCAUGACUUAUAUUACCAAAGGAAUAUACUCGACUAUUAAUUAAGCUGACUGAUAACUGCCAAACACCUUAGAUUUCUGCUUCUCCGUAUGCAAUCGUUUAGGCCUAUAUGUGCCGAAAACAUUUUUGCAUAAUUUCUUGUACCUUUUCUUUCAACGAGUCCCAAACAUUUUUAAUUACAGGGCGGCCUUUCCGCUUUUGGGAUAUCUGGCAAAAUCGUGUAGUGUCACAAAUUUGCCAGUCAUUUAAUUUGCGGAAAAAUAAGAACAGUCGCUGUUUAUUCCGUGGGCCUUGACUGAACUGUCUAAAAUAAGGCAUUUUUAGGUUAAGACUUUCAGAAUAAUUUUCAGGAAAAGACGUCAGUCAAAAGCAAUAGUCACGACUAUUUGCGGGUUUACAGACUAAUUGAUCCCACAGUGAGGCUUUGCAGCGUUAGGUAACGUGUCCCUUUUUGUAUUAAUAAAAUUCUGUAAAAACUAAAGGGCAGGACUUCAGUAGUGAAGGAAUUAUAAAAAAAUACUUGGAGAGUCUUCAGGUGACGUGGGGUUAGGAAAGCGAAGAGGAGGGGCGGAGAAGGAGGAAGGGAAUGAGGAAGAGGGGGAUGAGGGGAAGAAGAAGGACGAUGCGGAGGGAAGUGAAUUGCGUGAACGCGUGUCCCAGGCGUCACUGUUGCCUCUGGCGGACGUAAACUGGACCUUGGCAACUGCACAGUUUGGAGGCAUUUACUUAAUGCUACGAGGACGGGAUUCUCCAUCCUUUUUUUGAGGUGACUACUGCUUUUGCGCUUUGAAACCCCACAGAAUACUCGGAGGCUUUUUUGGCGUUUUUCCGAUGUCCAGAGGAGACGUUUGCGUCUAAGGAAUAAUUGCUAAAAUGAGUCGUCUGACUUUCAUAAAAAUUGAACGCACUUUCAUGCCGAAAAUCUCUGACGGUGGCAGUGUGGAAGCGUGUAAACUGGUUCUUACUUGACCUAAGUAUCCGUCAGAAAUAGGUGAUUAAUACUUUUGUUGUUGGUCACAAUUUGUUUCCGAUCUGUGGAUGAAUAGACUUCACAUGUCAGUGAUAUAUAGUAUGGCAGCAACAGCGAUCGAUUUUUGGCCCAGUUUAAGCCCACCUGUUUGCAUUAGAUAUGCAUGCAACUUGCCGGACCUACACUUUGUUAAUCGAGCUCUUGACUUUCAUAUUGCUGCAGUUCGAUGAGCACGAUAUUGAUCAGUGUUACGGGAACUUUCUUCUUCGCGAGUUAAAACUCGCCGGCUGGCCAAACAACUUUUUUAUAUGCAAGAGGACACACUGCAGGCAAUUUUGUUCAAAAAUUGAAAGACGGGAUUUAUUUGCACAAAAUGUGAAGCCGACGUUUAAAUCCUACGUAGAAUACACAUAUAACAAAGGGAUGCAAGUUAAACAAAUAGUAUGCUACUUUGUCCAUUUGGCAUUAAAUAGCAAUACAGCACUAGACCCGCCAGAAACAAUGAGUGCGAAUGGUUGCAAUUCGCACAAUAUUUUCUACGCUGGGCAGUUACACGAUUUUAUUAAUAAUUUUUUAAGGAAGCCAUGCUUCUUAGUCAUGUGUGUACCGAUGCCCUGUACUUGCGGCCCCAACUUUGAGAGUAAUCUUUGAGUGAAUUCGCCUACCGUAUGUGACUUCUGACAGGUAAUAGUAGUUUUAAUGUUAAUAUCGAUGGUGGAGCCCAUGAACUCACACCAACUUUCACUCUCCUGGUCAAUCUUCUGAUGGUAUUUGCGAAGCCCGAUUGACAGUCCUGAAGCAGCAAUCGGAUCAUUCGUCUGCCCUGCUUGAAUACUGCGCGUCUCGCCGGCUCUGUGUCAACCGGAGUUUUCUAUAAAACACACUUCGACAACACAUGUUAUUUUGAGACACCUCUGCAGAUAGCGAAGCUGCUCAUAUGUAGACGGCUUUCUCAUGCACUAUGCCAGCUACUCGGAAGAAAUUUCAGGUCAACAAUGGUGCGUUAUAAUAACUGCCUUCGUGACAUUUAUGUUCAACUUUCCCAUCGUGCCUUCGUUAAGCGACUGACGUUUACUUGCGUUAUGAUGACGCCUUUAAUUUUGACUUCGUUGUAACCAGACUGUCUCAGUCAAGGAUCCAGUCUUAUUCGGUAAAUCGCAGUGUUUUGCAGCUUUAAGGUACUAGAUCCGCCGUAAACAGUAAGUGCGGAUGGUUGCAAUCCGCGCAGUAUUUUCUACGAUGGUCAGUCAAACGUUUUGAUUUAUAAUUGCUAGAAAGCCUUGCUUCACAGUCUUGUGUGUACCGAUGUCCUAUACUUGCGGUCCCAAGGCUGAGAGUAAUCUAUGAGUGAAUUCGCCUACCGUGCGUGACUUUUUUCAUGGAUUGCUGGUUUUAAUGUUAAUAACCAUGGUAGAUCCAAAAACAGGUAGAAAUAGAGUUCAUCGUUACGGACUGACGCAAUGGACAGCUUACAGUCGGCCUGAAGUUGAAUUCAACCCAGUGUCGAAAGUUCGCUCUGAAGGUCAGAGGAUCUACACAUCAGGAACGACCGUCUAGUUGGCGCAUCCUUUGUUUUUUCGUUUCUGUUAACAAUAAUUCUAAGUCUUACAAUAAAAUUUAAGUGUCAGGUUAGAAGACUCGUAAUUCGGCGUGCAAUCCGUGCUACGUUUGCGAUAGAAGCAAAUUCUCUGGUGAAAAUUGAAGUGGAUUGUUCAGUUUUAGGAAAGGAUCUGCCAAACAGUAACUGGCAAACGUCACUGUAAUCGAAUCCAUGCGAAAUAGCCUGUUGAUUCUGUAAUAGAAGCGAAGCGUUGAGUGACAAGAAGUAGUCGUAUAAAAGCAGACAUGAUCGCCAUAACAAGAGCUGUAUAAGCCUGACGUAUCGUAUUUUUACUGAAAUCCAUCAACAGAGACAGCGUCGGAGAAGGUUAAUGGAUUGCCUAGGUGUCUCAGUAUGUAUAGGAUGUUUGUGCUAGGCCGAGUGCAUCACUAUUCGACUGACCAAGUGUUGAAGUAUACAGCUGUCAUGCGAUUGUUUUGCGUUUUUCUGCUCAAAUGUUUAUCGCAUACAUUCGAGUUGUUGACUGCCGUAUUUGGCCAUCCGAACGAACUCUUAGGCAAUUUAAAUCUUUGAAAUUGACAGCAGAAACAGGCCUUCCUCGUGGCAAACUAUUAUGCCGAGGCAAAGUCUCGGUACCGAAUAUGUAGAGGGGAGGUCAAUGCGCUUGUUUAUUGAUCGAGAACCAGAAAAUCAUGAAUCGAGCAGUCCGCGGCUCACGCGGCUGUCGCCAAUAGCAAGAACUUCUGCUCCGUCAAACUUGAAUUUGUGGUAAGUUACCGUCGAGUGGGCCUGAACUUGGGACUUGGCGUGCCUCCUCCUCAUUGCCGCUGCGUGCUCAGCCAUCCGGGUCCAGAUUUAAGUGCUCCAGCGACUGUGUAUCAUUCUUCGCAUCAAACACCUUGUAACAUGAAACAGUAGAAUUUGCCUUCCCUAAAGUUGGUUUAGGUAAAUUUACCCCUUCGACAAUGCAAACCUUGGCAAAAGCGUUUGAGGGUUGAUCAGGUACACUGUCUCACCAUAGCACUUAUCAAACUGUUGGUCGCAAUACCGCCAAUGUCUAAGCCACUGUUUUUUAGGGACAAUUCCUUCAUGCGAUAGGGCAUUUUAGCCCCACUGUGAUCACUAUACAGUGUGCUGCAUUCGGCACUACAUUCGCGAGGCGAGAAGGAGUCACUGUUGACUUCCAGGGGCUUGAAAAUUCAGGUAGUCAAGAUGUGCGUGCGCCAGUGACUGUGUGCAUGUCAGCAUAAGUGCCUACGACAGAGGCAGAACCGUGGCACCACACGCUGUUUACUGUUUUCUAGCAUCAAAUCCUAUCUCCCGAAUGGCAUUUCAACCGAUAAUGCCAGGCAAGUGGCCUACCUGGGCAAGGUCACGCUUAGACUUGUUUACAGAACUCAUUAAUCUUCUCGGAUUGGUCAGUUGGAGAGGGCGGUGAGCACUUGUUGCCUAAUCAACAAGGUGCGCCCAAGACCUAAUUAAAAAAACGCCGCCUUAAUUUUUAAAUCCUUGCACGCUCUCUUUCUAGUUUAGGAAUUAGACAGAGACCUUUCUGCUUGAACACAAGGCCUCUUCGCACGCACUAACCCGAGUCGUUGAAACAUUCAUGCCCACUAUUUUCGUGAAGUAAAGAGUUCUGAUUUGAUAAUCUGAAAGACUGAAGUUAUUCACCGAAAGAGUCUGUGGGCCCGCUGAUUUUCAUUGUAAAUUUUAAGUCUGUUAAACCGUUCAAAGCACUAGCGGUAAGAAAAAUUUAUUUCGAAUAGUAUCUGCAGUUUCUCGGAGCGCACUGUGACGUCUAAGUGAAUUAGAUAACUUGCUGCUAGAGGUCAGUCAACUUUUGCUUUAUAAGGUCGCAUAAUCCGCGGUCAGUAAAUGACAAAGCUCGUGAGACCUCGAUAUCCUUCUAAGUGUGUUGACGAAUAUGUUACUUUGAAAGUUUAAAAUGCCUACAGAAACGUAAACGAUCGUACUAUGAGUACACAGGGGUGGAUAGGAAUGCCAUCAAUGAACCGAGCGCCCACAGCUAUAUGCAGUAACAGAGGUCGUAAUAGAUGAACAUCCGACAAACAGUAUUGUUGAGGACACAAACCUGGUGAAGAAGGCGACACGAUCGCUGGGACAAGAGUUUUACCUACCCGACGUUUCGGAUUCCUGCUGAAGGCCAUCAUCAGAGACAAUAGCAGAUACGGGUGCUGCAUGCACAAAGACCUGCAGUAUUUGGAGGAUGCAGCCGCCAUGCUACCGCAUACAGAUGAAUGUUCACCGCUCCCGCCCUUAAUCAGGGAUUGUUGCACUUGGUGUGCUGACUGUUCGAUGGUCGACAUUCGCGUCGUUAAUUGCUGCAACUUCAUCACGUGUGUUGGAGGUUGGUGUAAUGAUUGCUCGACCAUCUGACCCAUUGAUCCUGGCUUUGGGAACAGUGAGCGCUUUCCGCGUGACUAAUUACUCCGCCUAGGCGAAGUCUCAGCACCGAGCAUGAAGGCGUUUAGUGCAAAAUCAACCAGAAUUUCGAAUGAACGGCCGAAUUACUUGGCCUUGAGCUGAUCAAAGUUUUUCUUCUUUAGCUGUCUUGGCACUCUGACUGUCGUUUGUGAAUGUUGGUGGUCUCCUUUGACGUCAAGCGCCUCGCGCACUGCAAUGCGUCGUUGUUAUAAUUUGUCCUCAUAUGCUGAGUUAGGUUGAUUGUGCACUCUCGCGACAGAAACUGGAACCUGUUCGGAGGAAGGCGAAAUAUCCCUUAAAGGAAAAGGAACUAAAUUAUCUUUGACGGAAUACGCCGACCACGAUCGCAGGAAGUGUGUCGGAAAUGUAUAACAGUCUUGUAUGUCUCGCCUAAUCCACCGUCCGCAUCCGGUGUGGAGCCGGAGUCGAGCUACAGAUGGCACCUCUAGAUGCAUCACACUCACAUGAGACAGCUUCCCAAUUCGUUACUAGAUAAUAUCUUACUCAUGGGAUUCUGUAGGGUGUCAGAUGGUUAUGAGGACGUGGUCAUGACAGAGAGUUACGGCGACAUAGAUGGAGUGUCCAGUCAUUUUAGCAGCCCGUACUGCUUUCAUGGGCAAUUUUUACGUUCGCCAUAUGAAACCGCAACCGCUGCAUCAAACGCUAUUACUUCUACAUCCCCUGUUCCUCUUCUUCUUCUUCUUCUUCUUCUUCUUCUACUCCCUCCUCCUGUUUCCCGUCCUUCCCUUCCUCCUGCACAUUUCCCUAUUUUUUUCUUUUCUCUUCCUGUUUUCCAGUUCCUGUCUUCCUCCCAUUCCUCCUCACCGUUCAAAUGACCCCGCUUUUUCUUCUUCUUCUUCUUCUUCUUCUUCUUCUUCUUCUUCUUAUUCGUCUUCUGCUUUUUAUUUUUCUUUUUCGUCGUCGUCGUCGUCUUUUUCUUCUUUUUUUUUUUCUUCUUCUUCUUCUUCUCCUUCUGCUUAUUCUUCUUCCUAUUUCUCCUCAUGUUGAAUUCUCCUCAGACUUGCACAUUAAAUUCCCUAUUUUAGAAACCUGGUCUCCAAGAUUUAACCUCUGUGUUUAUCUGAAGACAAAUUAUGGGGAACAGUGGCAUUGGAAAUUGUGGGAUCCUACUGCUUUUAAAUGUCCGUUCAUUACCGACGUCUUACAUGUAAAUUUUAUGAAGUCCACAAAUUAAAAAAUUGGGGUUGUAUGUAAAUGUGAAGAGUGACACGGCUACUACUUUGGAGCUUCAUCAAUUGUCGAAAGACAUUUCAAAAUUUCUACGCCGAAAAUUCUCUAUUUUUGGCAGUUUAGCCAACAGCCCACGAAGAAAAUUACGAUUAUUCUGAAUAUUCUUUCGUAGCAACCAAAUUCUUCAAAAUAUUCGUAACCAUCAAGGUUAGCCUAUAAGUAAUAAUGUUUGGAACGUCAUGAAUCACCACGCAGAACUAAUUAUGCGUCCACGGCGCAUACAGGACAGUAGAGAUGUCAGGCGGCGUAACAUGAAAUUAAUGGGUUGGACAUUUAACUGCCGGCCUAAUUAAUAUUGGAUAAUUUUGCAUCCCAAAAAUUCUUGUUUUACAUACCCAUUAAUCAAAUGUAUUGCGUGCCUGAUCUUUCUUUUGGAGAAUAUGAAAAAUAAAUGUGUAGGAUUUAUCUAUUUAUAUCAAUUUUCGAGCAGAAAUGUUGGCGUUUUAAAAGUCGCUCGGUCUCUCAUGGUAUGCUGACAAUCACUUAACGAUUAACCGAAUAAGGCAAGAACCUUGACUGAGAGAGUUUGACUACAAAGAAGCGUCAAUUAAAUAGACACUUUGAUACAAAACAUACAGGCCAAAGUAAAUUAGAUCAGGCACCCUGAAAAAAGGAAAUCUGGAUGGCGGAGAAAGCACGGUAAGUAGUAAUCAUAACGCGCCAUAUUUGACCGUAAAUAGCUUCCGAGUAACAGGCUUAGAGAAGGAGCAUACAUUGUGGCUAAUUUUGCAGAAAUACGGGAUUUUAAGAUGUCGAACGCAUUCAUCUGAUGACCACGAUCUUAUUCGCGGGUGUUGAAGUAAGCAGAAUACAGUGAGAACUACGAGUAUUCUUAUAGUCCGACCUGAUAUGCUGCAGAAUUCAAAUGUUGCGACAAUCGAAUUGGGACAUAUAGAUGCCCCGCAGUUAUUAACAUUCGAGCGAGUUUCCACCCCGUCCGAUGUUCUAGCUAACAGUGCGAGUCUAUCCUGGAGGUUGAGCAAAAAUCUGUAUGGGAUGUCAUUGUCACUCUUGAUAAUAAUUCAUCUCUUAUUGAUCAUCUCUGAAAAACUCGGCAUCUCGGUGAUUUUUGAACCCACGACAGCGAGGAGGUGCAUUAGUACAGUCAAUGCUCUAGCCAACUGAUCUGAGAUGCCUCUUGGUCUCCUGAUUUGAGGGACGAGUUUAUCCUGCAGUUUAUAAAAGGAACUGUAUGGCUUCUGAUGUUGAUUGCUUUAAAAAUUGCUAAGACUGUAAAACUUGCAAAUUGUAUGUUGCGGAAGAUCAUCGCUAGGGGCUAACCAGAGUAGACAUUCUUGCAUCUGCCGCAGGUAGUAAUGCGAGAUUAUGUACAGUUCAGGACAUCCCCUAGACCGGCUUUUUUAAGAUCAGUCUCGUAUGUACGACAUAGCAGUUUAUUGAAGAGUUGAAGAGUUGAACAAUGAAUACGUUUAUUAGGCCAUUUUUAUACUUAAUGUGAUUAUCCUAUUCCUGCAAUCGGCUUACUUUAGUUUUUCAUUUUAGGAAGAUGACAAUUAGCCUGGCUUUGGUGUGGUUGAUAGGCAGAGGUCUAAUACUUUAUAACAUAAGUUCUGUGAAUUCAUUUCCAUAUUUAACUUUAGACCAAGAAUUGUUAUUUACCAAAUUUGCACACAUUUUCCGUUGUUAUAGCUAAAGAAAUUUGCUGAAUAAAUGACUUAUAUUACUCACUCAGUAAUAUUGUUCAACCGUCAAAUAUACCUGUCCCGCGCUUUUGUAGAAUGGUCGGUUUCCUUCCAAAGCAAUCAAGCAUAUUUUUUACGGCUGGGGAUAUAUGAUUGUCUGUAAUAUUCGAAAGCCCUUGUGACCGUUACACGCAUUCACAUUGUGAAUUUGAUCACAAUUCUGUCUAUCCGGCAUGGAUGGGGUACUGUUUGCGUCGUCCAUGACUGUGAUAUCAUCAUGAAACCAGGUAAACUAAUUCGGAAAACGAGAAUGAUUAAAAGUUGUUCAAUCAUUCGACUAAAUUCUGAAGUCGAGCCAUCCAUAAUGCCCGGUUAAAAUUCCCGUGCCUAGCUAAUAACAUUUUUAAACAUUCCAAGGGUUUUAAAUAAAACGUCGAAUAGGUAAGUGAUUGAUGUAUCUGUCAAUGAUCCUAAAUUCACACAAAUGCUAUAAACUCGCAGGGAUUGGCUAAAACCGAUGUCAUUAACUGUUCGGUAAAUAGAUAAAUAUCUUUUAAUGGAAUAGGAGCCCAGUUAUGCGGAACGGAAUAUACGCCGACCACGAUCCCAGAAAAAGUGUCGGAAAUGUAUAACGGUCUUUUAUGGAGUAGGACGAAGUCACUGACUGGCCGGUCACGUGGGUUGUUGUACUCGAACUCGGUGACAUACACACACCUCUUUCUCCGCCAACAAUGCGUCCUUUCCUUUCUCCGUCGGUGUGAUUGCCGAAGUCGGCGUUUGAGUGACAUUGCUCCGUGACGUUAUUCCCGUCUUGAACUCUCUGUCUUCCAGCGCAUAGGUCAUGCGUGGGCCUGUUAAUUCUGCCACAGUCCAUCAACAGACAGAAGACCGACAAAUUCGAAGGACGAUUUCGCCUGCUUCGGGCUCCAUUGUGUCGGGUGGGGGGCGGAGGUGGAUUUUCCAGUGUACCGACUGACAGCAAGAGUUUCGCACGGUGUACUGCGACUCCUCUCUACAUCGGGUAGCGGUAAUUCAUGUCGUUUUGAUAAUUUUCCAUCAUAAGCUGACUUAGGUUAAUCGUGCACCGUCACGACAGAAACUGAAACCCGCAUAAUCUGUUUGGUUAAACACAUUGCAGUACCAUGAGGAGAUGAGGCAUUCACCGAGGGAGGUUUACAGGAGGCCUGACGUUUUAAGUAGUUAAUUCGCCCACUCAUCUUCAGAGACUAGAAGAUCCUGCUCACAGCUCUCAUCAUAUGGCGCACAGCUGUCUUCGUGGCUGCAUUCGACCCGCAUUUCGUCGUUACCGGGAUCACUCCCGGCCUCGUUGACUGCGCAGACGAUCUGCGGCGUUACCGUAGUAUGUCAGGAAGCUUCGUAUGCCUCUUAAUUCUGCCACAAUCCAUCAAAAUACCAACAAAGUCCAAAGACAGUUUCGCCUGCCUCAAUCUUCAUUGUGUCUAGUUGGACCAGUAUGUGCGGUGUAAAUAGCAGAACAGGGGCAUGCGAAAUGAACUAAAUAACGUCAAGCGCUUCGCGCAAAGAGGUGUUCACUGGUGUUCGAAUAGUUUAUUCACGCACCCAUCAUCUGAGACUAGGAAGUCAUUCUCACAGCUCUCAUUAUAUGUGUUUUUAUGUUUAGCGCGCCACAGCCGUCUUUGUGGCGGCAUUCGGCCCGGAGAUCGCCGUGAACUGGAUCACUAGCGGCCUCGUUGACUGCGGAGACAAUCCGCGGCGUUACUGUCCCGAAUGAAGAGGCGACAGACUGUCUCUCCAUUCAAAUGUGAGCAGUCGUCUCUCACACUCUCUCUCUAUCUCAAAACCCCUUGGAAACGGAAGGUAGAGGUGAAUAAGGGAAUUAGGAAAUGACUCAUGCGGCGAAUAUUCCAUUUUGGAAUUGCGAAAAUUGCCAGACGAUAAUUAGAACAUGCAAAUAUCGUGUAAAGCAUCUGUGCCACCGAAUUCAAAGUACGGAUUUCUACUAAUUUUUGACUGAAAAUGUAUAUUUCAUGCACUCACAAAAGGCUUUAUUCCAUAAUUCAUUUGGGUCCCAAUUUAUGAGGCUUAGUUUUGCCAAAUAUGCCGCCACAUAAAGAAGUAUUCAGGAGAUAAACGAUGGAGAAUGCACAAUUAACACCCACCGGCUCUAUUAUGGGAUGUCAUGAAUUAGGCACUUAGUCCUACCCUAUAGUAAUCUCGAAUUGAUCAAGUCAUCAACCGUAGCACAUUUGCUCUUACGCGAAGAAGUACAUUCCCCUAUAAAAAUUGCUGGCUGGAAAGGCGUGAGACCACUGUGAUUAAUUCAUUUUAAACAUAUUAACGCAACAGAUUGCUGCUUGCAAAUGUACAUCAAUCUGAGUCAGGAGGAAAUUGCCAAACCUAGGCUCAGAAGAUGGUUUCAAAAUUGAGCUUCUGCCCUUGGGCAGAUUGGUAAGAUAUCCGAACUUACACGCUGGCCAUUCAACUUCGACCUGGACACGAUCGAUAGCAGCCAGCCGUUCAAACGCGGCACACUCAGCACAGCAGACAAUAGCGCGAAUGUCUGGGCUCUAUGCACAUCUGCUGAUGGCGCCUUUUAUCGUGAUUAUAGUUUGCGGUUUUUUAUGCAACCCAUUAAUCGAAUCACUUAUGCAUUUCAUAUCCUGCCUUAAACGCGGUAAGUACUUUACACUUUUAUGCUUUUCAUGUUUCCCACGCAAUUUGCCAAUCUUUAGAUCUGAGAUUCUUAUGAGCAGAUCCAUUGCGUGUGGAAAUAUUAGUCAUUUAACAGACUGCAUGUUCCUCUUCCAUUGUAGGCAUCAAUUUCACACUAGUUACAUUGUUUGUUUUACGUUCAACGUUGAUCUGUUUAUUGCUGAUACACAAUUUAUUCUUCAAAUUAUACAAUCAUAUUUGCGUAUCAAAGAAACACAAUGAAAUACAGGACGGAUUUUCGACAUGGAAUCCUCACACGCACGACCACAAGAGAAGGUAAGUAAACACUGUUCAUAGCUCGCCAGCGGUAUUUAUCGUUUUUUGAAGGAAGUGCUGGGGAAAUAUUGAGUCUGUUCGGAAAUGAUUUCUUUAUUUCAGCUGCGACGUUUGUCCGACAGAAAAUUGUCCAGUCGUCGAAGACAUUAAAACGACAGGCACAAAUGUUGGUUCCGUCGGCCGUGAAGUGAAGAUUUCAAGAGAUACUGAGAGAGAGGUUGAAUCCGGCUCACAUGGACAGAUCGACGCCCAGCAGUCAAAACGCAGUGAGUGUGCCUAUCUCCUGCAGUCAGCAUUAAAUCUUCCACGCAGUACUUGCACACAUUGAAUAAUGGUUUUCCUCUGAAUUAGGACACAAUGUGAAACAAACAAGAAAAUAUACUUCCACACUCUAUACUAUUCAGGAAGUUUCAAAAGAGCAGGAGGAAGAAGAAGAGCAGAAGUAUUUUGAGAAUGAGGAUGUUGAGGAAGAAGAAUAUGAAGAAGACCAGGAUGAAGCUGAAAAGAUGCCACAUGACGGACUCAGCGAUGAAACCAAGGAGGAGAAAGGAAAGGCAGAGGAAGUGGGGAAGAAGGAGGAGUUGGAGAAGAGAGAGCGUGAGGUGGCGGAUAGCGAGGAGCAGGGGGAAGUAGGGCGGAUGGUGGUGGAGAAAAAAGAUGGAGUUGAAUUAGAAAAAAUGGAAGAUACGAGACAAAAUGUUGACGAGAAGGUAAAAAGGGACGAGGAGGCGAAUGAGAUGACGAAGUCGAAGCAGGAUGCGAUGCACUACUGUCAACUGUUCUCCGAGGUACUGGACGCAUCAGAGAGGAAAAUGAAAACCGAAGGAACGCUUCUCAACACAGCAGCCAAACUUGAAGGGUAUGGUGCGACCUCAACUUCAGAGGACGAUUUGCAGCAGCUAACAAGGGCUGAGAAGUGGGCAAUGAAACGGCACGUUGGUCAGUGGAGAAACGCUUGCGCAUCGGCAGGUUCGUUCAUGAUUCCUUUUCUGUCAUACAAGUGUCCUUCAUGAUCUGCCUUAGUCUUUUUGUUGUUCUCCAGCACAAUCGCAUUUUCAAAUCUCAAUUUUAGAAUCAAAUAAUCUGCUGGACCAUAGGAGACGCAGGUCCACUGUGCAACGCCUACGUCAUGUGUGGAGACGGUUUGUAUGUUGUGGAGUGCCGCACGUCGAGGGAUAA